Camponotus floridanus (Florida carpenter ant) is the source of this 1772-nucleotide messenger RNA. Its product is annotated as aquaporin AQPAn.G. Gene Ontology annotation, molecular function: water channel activity. Gene Ontology annotation, biological process: transmembrane transport. The record is from RefSeq and is a predicted model, not a curated record. Lineage: Eukaryota; Metazoa; Arthropoda; Insecta; Hymenoptera; Formicidae. Gene Ontology annotation, cellular component: plasma membrane. Bases 444 to 1409 code for a protein of 321 amino acids. The transcript is spliced from 5 exons.
AAUCCAUCACUCAACAUUAACUCAAGAAUAUAGUCACUUCGCUUCAAACAUUCAACGAUGAUUUCCUCGGUUCUCGAUUUUAUCAGCUAUUUGCUCGGCUUGAUUUCAUUGGAUUGAUUGUGUGACAACAACAACAGUAUCGAGGACGACGUAAGUAGACCGAUACAACCGGAACAUUGCGAGCAGAAGCAUCACGUCACGCAACUCGACGAGGUUGCUGCCAAGGUCGUCAUAUGCAUCGCUACCACCACCAUCACCCUCGUUGGAACGAUGGGGGUAAAUCGUGGCGGACCUUCCCAGUGACCGUCCACUGGUCAUCGUUUCGCGAGGUCAGUCCUGUCGCUUGCAGGAUGCGAGGGUGAUCCAAAAAGUCUUGGUGGCGGGUUGAUGGCCGAGAGUGGCAGGUCGUGGCUUGCAAACUGCAGAGCCUGGCCAUCACGAGGAUGCCACGUCCUGGUGAGAGGAACUCCUACUUGAACCUGUGGCGCGAGUUUCUCGUCUUCAACACAGCCACCAAGAAGCUCGGUUUGAAUCGUCGUCCGGGGAAACCUGGCGGGAUGAAUGUCUCCACGGUGUUUCCUGAAGGGUACGUGGAAAAUGACCGAAUACAGCGUCAUGCACCAUCGGUACCUAAGGAAGGAGAGCAAGGAUUUAAUUUUGAACGAUAUCAGCGUAUUAAGGAGUUUGUCGGCUUUGAAGAGGUCACCAAGCUCGACUUCCUGGUGAUGCUGUUCGCCGAGAUUCUGGGCACGUUCCUGUUGGUCCUCAUAGGCUGUGCCUCUUGCGUUACGUGGAUAGAAAAUACGCCGCCGACUGUUGUGCAUAUUGCAUUCACCUUUGGCCUCGCUGUGGCAAGUUUGGCUCAGGUUUUAGGUCCAAUUUCUGGAUGUCACGUGAAUCCAGCUGUGUCACUUGGUCUAAUGGUCAGCGGAAAUUGCAGUUUUCUUAAAACUGUUAGUUAUAUAAUCUGUCAAUGUUGCGGCGCUAUCGCGGGUUCUGCCGUUCUCAAGCUGAUAAUACCCAAGACACCAGCUGCUGGCGGUCUCGGCGCUACCAUGCUGGGUCACGGCGUGUCGGUAAGCCAGGGUGUCCUAAUGGAGAUCAUCAUCACGUUCCUGCUGGUGCUGGUGGUACACGCGGUGACGGAUGCUAAGAGGUCCGACACGAGGGGUUGGGCCCCGGUGGCGAUCGGUCUGGCGAUCGUGGCAUCUCAUAUGGCGGCGGUCCCCAUCACCGGCAGCAGCAUGAAUCCUGCCAGGACUCUGGGCCCAGCCGUGGUGGAGGAUAUGUAUCAGGACGUAUGGAUUUACUGGGUGGGUCCGCUCAUCGGAGGUUGCUUGGCCGGGGGCAUCUACAGGAUGGGCUUAAGGGCUAAUAGGGAGGACGACGAGGGUUCAUACGACUUUUGAAAAGCCUCCUCGGGAUCCUAAAAUGUGAGACGGAUCCUAACAAUAAUUCCGCGAAGAACUAGAUCGGAAGUUUCCCAGGUGUAAAUAAGGAAAUAAAAAUGCAGAUUUUUUUAUUAUCCUUGUUCGUGGCAUAUGACAAAAUUGUUUGUAAAAAAAUAGGAUUUUACAGGGAAUAUAUAUAUAUAUUUGUAAAAUAUUGGACCCACUGUAGAUCAGAGAGUUCAAAAAAUUGAAGAAAGUAUUGGACCCACUGUAGAUCAGAGAGUUCAAAAACUGGGAACUAUUUGAAUUAAAAUUGCUCCAUAAUAUGUAAAUGUAUACUCAACAUGCACACACCCAUAACAUAUAUACAAGUACAUAUUA